AGAAGAAUAAUUAUCUCAAGAUGGCGGACCGAGGCUACAGUUUUUCUCUCACCACAUUCAGUCCUUCGGGUAAACUCGUCCAGAUUGAAUAUGCUCUGGCAGCGGUGGCAGCAGGUGCGCCUUCAGUGGGCAUUAAAGCAACCAAUGGAGUUGUUCUGGCAACAGAGAAGAAACAGAAGUCCAUUCUUUAUGAUGAGCAGAGUGUGCACAAAGUGGAGCCUAUCACAAAACAUAUUGGCAUGGUCUACAGUGGCAUGGGGCCAGACUACAGAGUCCUUGUUCGACGAGCCCGCAAGUUGGCACAGCAGUACUUUCUGGUUUACCAGGAGCCAAUCCCCACAGGACAGCUUGUGCAGAGAGUCGCCUCCGUGAUGCAGGAGUACACACAGUCAGGGGGUGUACGGCCUUUUGGAGUGUCAUUACUCAUUGCUGGAUGGGAUGAGGACCACCCAUACUUGUUCCAAUCAGAUCCAUCGGGUGCAUAUUUUGCUUGGAAGGCCACUGCAAUGGGAAAGAACUAUGUAAAUGGAAAAACAUUCCUUGAAAAAAGGUACAAUAAUGAUCUGGAAUUGGAAGAUGCUAUUCACACAGCCAUCUUAACACUCAAGGAGAGCUUUGAGGGUCAAAUGACUGAAGAAAACAUUGAAGUGGGAAUCUGCAAUGAGGCUGGCUUCAAAAGACUCACUCCUGCAGAAGUUAAGGACUAUCUGGCAGCCAUUGCAUAAUUAUACCAUUCAGUGACAGUACCAUAUUUUUAAUGGCACUUAAGCCAAUGUGGAAAUGACACAUUGUAGUAAAAGAAUAACUCACUAUUUGAACCACUACUGUGUCAUGUAGUUGUUUGGUUUCUGUGCAGCAGGAGAAAAUGAAAAUGUUUGGCCCUCAAAUUUUCCACUAAAUAUAUAUAUAUA
Periophthalmus magnuspinnatus is the source of this 911-nucleotide messenger RNA. RefSeq names its product proteasome 20S subunit alpha 2a (gene psma2a). Gene Ontology annotation, biological process: ubiquitin-dependent protein catabolic process. Bases 21 to 725 code for a protein of 234 amino acids. Lineage: Eukaryota; Metazoa; Chordata; Actinopteri; Gobiiformes; Gobiidae. Gene Ontology annotation, cellular component: proteasome core complex; proteasome core complex, alpha-subunit complex. The record is from RefSeq and is a predicted model, not a curated record. The transcript has 8 exons.